Messenger RNA from Carassius auratus (goldfish), 1232 nucleotides. Its product is annotated as histamine H2 receptor-like. Gene Ontology annotation, biological process: chemical synaptic transmission; G protein-coupled receptor signaling pathway, coupled to cyclic nucleotide second messenger. The transcript has a single exon. The record is from RefSeq and is a predicted model, not a curated record. NCBI's taxonomy places the organism in Eukaryota, Metazoa, Chordata, Actinopteri, Cypriniformes, Cyprinidae. Gene Ontology annotation, cellular component: dendrite; plasma membrane. Gene Ontology annotation, molecular function: neurotransmitter receptor activity; G protein-coupled serotonin receptor activity. Bases 1 to 1104 code for a protein of 367 amino acids.
AUGAUAUCUCAGAUAGCAUUAGCCAUAACGCUCUCUGUUAUUAUCCUACUCACUGUCAGUGGAAAUAUUUUGGUCUGUCUGGCUGUGUACGCGACCAGACGCCUACGUAAUGUCACCAACUGCUUCAUCGUCUCUUUGGCGGUUACAGACUUUUUACUGGGUGCUCUAGUGUUGCCCUUUUCCACCCUUUACCAAGUUACGGGCGAGUGGCCAUUGGGGGCGCACUUCUGCAACAUCUACAUUUCGCUAGACGUCAUGCUAUGCACGGCCUCCAUACUCAAUCUCUUCGCUAUCAGCUUGGACCGGUACUUUGCGGUCACUGCCCCAUUGCGUUAUCCAAUGCUAGUGCUUCCGUGGCGAGUUGGUGUGAUUUUAGCAACAAUCUGGCUGGUUUCGGUUGGCGUUUCAUUUGUACCCAUCCACCUAGGCUGGAAUACACAAGACUUAAGUGUGCAAAAUAUUCGCGAUGGUGACGCUGCUCGAGGCUGCCGGUUUGAGUUAAAUCCAACGUAUGCAGUAGUCGACGCAUUUGCCACAUUUUAUCUCCCCCUGAUGGCCAUGUGCUGGAGCUACCACCAAGUUUUUCGCAUCGCAAGGACACAGGCGAAACGUAUUAUUUCUGCGCAACGGAGUUCGUCAUCUUCACCAGGAGCGACGAUGCUCACCCUGCGUGAACACAAAGCCACAGUGACACUUGCAGUGGUGCUUGGCGCUUUCGUGGUGUGCUGGUUCCCGUAUUUCACAUUUUUUACAAUAAUGGGAAUACGUAACGAAGACAACCCACCGCGGACAGCGCAGUCGGUGGUGCUUUGGCUAGGAUAUGCAAACUCUGCCCUAAACCCAGUACUUUACGCCACACUCAAUAGAGACUUCAGGUCGGCUUAUGCCAAGCUUCUCUGUGGAGGACGAGGAUGUAAAACAGGCAACACGAUGGCAACAAUGGGGGAGGGGCCUAUGGGUGGACACGCCCCUCUCCCAAACAGGGAGGGGCUUCUGCCUAGAACUUGCGUGCUGCUGCAAGAGAUCGAAAAUGGGAAUACGGUCGACAGCAGCACAAUAACUGGUGCUACAGUUACCAUUAUAGCUAAUGGGAAUAAAAGGUAGAAGUACAAGUUUGUUUACCUGUUACAACAGAGAUGGAAUGAAUUUAAUGUGCUGCUGUUUUGUCUUAUUGUCUUCGUCUCUGCUCAUUUAUUUAUCUGUCAGCAGCCUACAGUGAAUCCAAGUAUUAA